This is a messenger RNA of Pogoniulus pusillus (Red-fronted tinkerbird), 2027 nucleotides long. It is a transcript of the gene ST6GALNAC4, whose product is annotated as ST6 N-acetylgalactosaminide alpha-2,6-sialyltransferase 4. Lineage: Eukaryota; Metazoa; Chordata; Aves; Piciformes; Lybiidae. The transcript has 6 exons. Gene Ontology annotation, biological process: oligosaccharide metabolic process; ganglioside biosynthetic process. Bases 937 to 1830 code for a protein of 297 amino acids. The record is from RefSeq and is a predicted model, not a curated record. Gene Ontology annotation, molecular function: alpha-N-acetylgalactosaminide alpha-2,6-sialyltransferase activity.
AAGGUCAUGCUGAGGGCAGCAAAGUGCCAGAGAGAACCUGGCUGGGUGUACCCCAUGUUGUGCAGGCCCUGCUGUGCUGAGGGCUUGGGUUGUCUCCAGCAACAGAGCAGUUUUGGGGCACUCUGACCCUUCCCACAUGUCCUGUGAACUUCCCCCCACAGGCAGCAGCAGAUCCUAUUAUCUUCUAUCGUACUGGAGGUGAUGGUGGUGGCUUGGGGCAUCCUGAGUGAGAUUCUUGCGGAUGCUCCCUGGCUGUGCUAUGUUGUGCUUGCCUGUUGCUGUUCCCCUCCUCAGGCCAAGUACCUCCAUCCACUCAUUUUCCCUUGGCCAGUCUCUUGCUGCUGCUCCUUCUCCCAGUGAGGAAUCUCAUUUCCAUUCCCAGUUCCUUGCUGAUAGAUAGACAUGUCUCAGCCCAGCCUGUGAAGGUGGGUUUGAGCUGGGGCAGCAAAAGGUGUAUGUGUGGGGGGAAUGUACUCAGGUCUCUGAGAAACUCCCAAGUGUGCCCCACAGACUCAGCUGUGCCCCUGUCACCUCUCCUCCCACUUGAAGCCUGUGGGGGACAACCUUGGGACCAGCUUCAAGGUUACUUCUCAUAUUUCUUUGUCAGCAGUGAGAGAAAAUGAAAGUCCAGUACCUCUCACUGGGCAAGUGGACAGCAGGCGGUUUGCUCUGGGGGCAUUCCUAGUGGAUGCUCUGUAGUUUGGCCCUGCCAUAAGGGGCUGUCUCCCAGCGUCAUCAGACAACGAGUAGGGUACCAAGAGGCCUGUCUGCCACCCACUCCGGGAACAUUUUGGAUCGUGGCUUCAGGAUUGUCCUCACCACACCUGAGCUCACCUGCAUCCAGCACAGUUGGAGAUAGUGGUGCACCAAGGGUGCGAGCCCCCGCCCGCCGGGUGACCCCCGGACUCCGCCGGGCGACCCGUUAGCUCUCCGAGGAUGAAGACGCUGGCCCGGCUGUUCCUCUUGAUGGUGUGCGUGGCGGUGGGGGCUGUGUUGUACGUCCUGCUGUGUUUCCACACCUGCCUGUGGCCCUGCUGCCAGGUCCCGGGGCAGUGGGACAGCCCCACGGCAUCCAGUAUCCUCAGCUUUCAGGGGUACAGCCGUGUUCCUGAUGGGAAGCCGCUGCAGCGAGCGCUGUGCCGCCACUGUGCCAUUGUGUCAAGCUCAGGGCAGAUGCUGGGCUCGCACCUGGGACAGGCCAUUGACGAGCAGGAGUGUGUCCUGCGCAUGAACCAUGCCCCCACUGCCGGCUACGAGGAGGAUGUGGGGGCCCGGAGCACCAUCCGGGUGGUGUCACACACCAGCGUCCCGCUGCUGCUGAAGAACCAGCCCUACUUCUUCCAGCAAUCCCAAGAAAUCCUCUACAUCAUCUGGGGGCCAGCGAAGAAAAUGAACCGGGAGAAGGCAGGGUCAACCUACCAAGUGCUGCUGAAGGUGGUGGGGAUGUACCCCCACCUGCAGAUCUACACGCUGACCGAGGAGAAGAUGAUGUAUUGUGACGACAUCUUCCAAAACGAGACAGGGAAGAACAGGAUAAAGUCUGGCUCCUUCCUGAGCACAGGCUGGUUCACCAUGAUCUUGGCCAUGGAGCUGUGUGAGCAGAUCUCUGUGUUUGGCAUGGUCAGUGACAGCUACUGCAGGGAGAAGAACCACACGAGCGUGCCCUACCACUAUUUUGAGAAGGGCCGACUGGAUGAGUGCAAGAUGUACCUGAUGCACGAGCGAGCCCGCCGUGCUGGGCACCGCUUCAUCACUGAGAAAGCCAUCUUCUCCCGCUGGGCCAAGAGGAAGCACAUCGUCUUUUCCCACCCAUCCUGGGCAGGGGGGUAGGGUGUGAGCCAUGGGGUGAGGCAGGGGAACCCCAGUGGCAGGGUGGCUCUCAUCCCACAGUGACUUGUCUUGGCUCUGCCAGUGCCACGGUGGAAAGCUUUUUGACAAGCCCUGGCGCAGGGAGUCUCCAUCUCCACAAUGGCACAGGGCUGGUUUCCCCAGCUUGUGAGUGGGCUUGCACCUCCCCUGUCAGUGCA